AUGAGGCGCCAUUACCUUGAUGCAAUGACACUGGUGCAAAAAUAUGGAAAAUCGGACAUUUUCCUUACAAUGACGUGUAAUCCAGCGUGGAAGGAGAUUCAAGAGAAUUUGAAAUACCAUGAAAAACCUCAAGAUCGGCCAGACCUUCUAGCUAGAGUUUUUAGAGCCAAAUUUGAAAUACUUAAAACAGAAAUUCUGAAUAAGCAGAUCUUUGGUGAAGUUGCUGCAUGUGCUUAUGUGAUCGAGUUUCAAAAGGGAGGCUUUCCUCAUGCCCAUUUAUUAUUGAUCUUAAAACCUGGUCAUAAGCUACUUAAUCCGGACUCAUACGAUAAAGUGGUUUGUGCUGAGUUGGCCAACAAAGAUCAAUAUCCUCACUUAUAUGCUCUUGUUGUAAAACAUAUGAUCCAUGGCCCUUGUGGAGACAUGGAUAAAUCUUGCCCUUGCAUGAGAGAUGGAGUCUACAAAAAUUGCUAUCCAAAAAACUUUUGUGCUCAAACGACUCAUGGUGAGGAUACUUAUCCAUAUUAUAAGAGAAGAGAUGAUGGCAAGAGAGUCAGAGUUCGCCGAUUUACUCUUGAUAAUAGGUGGGUUGUCCCUUAUAACCCUUUCCUGCUUGCUUUAUUUGAUUGCCACAUCAAUGUGGAAAUCUGUUGUACUCUUAAGCUCGUGAACUACUUGUAUAAGUAUGUUUUCAAAGGACAUGAUCUGGUGAGCUUUAAGAUUGUUUCUUGUGAAUCAGCUGAUGAUAUUGAUGAAAUAAAAGAUUUCCAGAAAGGUAGAUGGGUUUCGCCUCCAGAAGCUUUUUGGCGUAUUUAUGAAUUUAGGCUCAAUGAAAUGACUCCAGCAGUUUACAUUCUUCAAGUUCACCUUCCAGACCAGCAGUUUGUUUCCUUUGAUAAGAAUUCUGAGUUGUUGCAAUUACUGAGUAAAAUUGAUUUUUCUAAAACAAUGUUAACUCAGUCUUUCCACAUGAACAGAACAAACCAAAAAGCCCAAAACCUGAAAUGCUUCUAUAGAGAAUUCCCUGAACAUUUUGUUUGGUCUACUAAAUAUAAAGAGUGGACUGAAAGAAACGUCAAAAGGUGA
This is a messenger RNA of Coffea arabica (coffee), 1086 nucleotides long. RefSeq lists its product as uncharacterized. The record is from RefSeq and is a predicted model, not a curated record. NCBI's taxonomy places the organism in Eukaryota, Viridiplantae, Streptophyta, Magnoliopsida, Gentianales, Rubiaceae.